Messenger RNA from Ostrea edulis (European flat oyster), 1947 nucleotides. RefSeq lists its product as uncharacterized. The transcript has 8 exons. The record is from RefSeq and is a predicted model, not a curated record. Lineage: Eukaryota; Metazoa; Mollusca; Bivalvia; Ostreida; Ostreidae. The coding region runs from base 1 to 1947 and encodes 648 amino acids.
AUGAUGUUUGGAGGGGGAAGUUCAACUUCGAGUAAAUCCCAGUUCAUGGGCAGCUUCAACCCAAACCAGAUGAUGAGCAGCAUGGGGACCGGCAUGAAUAUGUUUAAUCCUGGAUCCCAAACUAGCGGACAGACCUCAACUCAAUCAUCCGGUACGAUGACGUCAUUCGAUCCCACAAAGCUCAACAAUCAAUUAAGCAGUUCUUCUGGAUCCCAAACUAGCGGGCAGACCUCAUCCCAAUCAUCCGGUACGAUGACAUCAUUCGAUCCCACAAAGCUCAACAAUCAAUUAAGCAGUUCUUCUGGAUCCCAAACUAGCGGGCAGACCUCAUCCCAAUCAUCCGGUACGAUGACGUCAUUCGAUCCCACAAAGCUCAACAAUCAAUUAAGCAGUUCUUCUGGAUCCCAAACUAGCGGGCAGACCUCAUCCCAAUCAUCCGGUACGAUGACGUCAUUCGAUCCCACAAAGCUCAACAAUCAAUUAAGCAGUUCUUCUGGAUCCCAAACUAGUGGAAUGGGCGGUGGUUUUAGUCCCAAUCAAAUGAUGGGAGGUGGAACUCAGUCUGGGGGAACCAGUGGAACCAGUUCGGGUAGUACCAAUACUGGAGGCUCCUCUGCUUUUGGGGGUAGUUUUAAUCCAAACCAACAAGGUGGUGCUCAGUUUACAAAUCCAAUGUCACAAAUGGGAGGGGGACAGGGAGGAGCAUCAUCGUCAACUAUAACAAAUUAUAAUCCCAAUAAUGCCGCAGUAAAUAUGGCAGGAGGUUAUGAUCCAAAUGCUGCCAACUCAGGACAGGGCACAGGAGGGAAUGCACCAUCAUUUACGAACGGAAUGGGCAUGAAUGCCCAGCAGCAAUCGAUGGGAGGAGGGACCAUGCCAAGUGGCAAUGGCAUGACGCAGCAAUCAGGUAGUGGAGGUACUUCCACACCAAGUGGUGCAAGCAGUGGGGGUGGGAGCUCUUCUUUUGGAAGUCCCACUGGAUCGGGAACGAGUUCACCUGGAACAGGUAGUGCUUCGUCAUUUGGAAGUCCAACUGGCUCAGGAAGCAGUACCUCUGGAAGUGGUAGUUCCUCAUCCUUUGGGAGUCCAACUGGAUCUGGAUCAAGCGCUUCUUCCUUUGGAAGUCCAACCGGAUCUCCUAGUAACUCACAAGGAAGUCCAAGUUCUUUUGGCAGCUCUACCGGGACACAAAGUGCAUCUACAAGCGGAGGCAGCAGUUCUGGUGCUGCAGCGUUUGGUAGUCCCACAUCCGGAGGUGGGUCUUCAUCUGGAAGUGGUGCAAGCCAGACUUCCGGUGGGGGAUCAACAAUGUCGUCAUUUGAUCCUAUUAAGACAAACGUUGAGACAACUCAGACUGGAUUUAAUCCCCUUAGCCCAGCUUUAGCAACUGGUGGUGUUUUCGAUCCCGGUUCAGUAAACACGCAGAUGGCGGUACAAGGAGCUAGCUUGAAUAUGUUUGGAGGUGCUGGGGGCAGUGAUCCAAACAAAAUGGAUGCCAGCUCAUUAAUGGGUGGAUCUCCUGGAAUGAUGAGCGGAGCCAGUCAAGUUAAUGGUGGAUCCAGUAGUGGUGGAAGUAAGACAAACAUAUUUAAUCCUAUGGGAUCAAUGAUGGGUGGAUCCACUGGGAGUGGAGGUGGAACUUCGGGUCCUAUGAAUAUGAUGAAUUCUAUGAUGAGUACAUCUGGCUCAGGAAGAACGAGCAGUUCAAGUGGCGGUAGUGGAACCUCCUCCAGUGGACCGUCACCUGGCGGAAAUCCAAUGGAUCCCAUGGGGGCGAUGUCUGGUGGCGGGGCCAUGUCUAAGUUUACCGGUGGCACAAAUCUCAUGGAUCCUAAAGGAUUUAUGAAUGGGAAACGUACCUUACCAGGAGUGGCCAAGAGUGAGACAAAUAAAUACCGAGAGCUAUUCCUGUCACUGUUGGAUGUACUCGAGAAAAUGUCGAAUUAA